Molecule: messenger RNA, 3260 nt
Organism: Pelmatolapia mariae (spotted tilapia)
Lineage: Eukaryota; Metazoa; Chordata; Actinopteri; Cichliformes; Cichlidae
Gene: cep89
Product: centrosomal protein 89
Exons: 18
Coding region: 167-2458 (763 amino acids)
Biological process (GO): mitochondrion organization; cilium assembly; chemical synaptic transmission
Cellular component (GO): ciliary transition fiber; centriole
Source: RefSeq, a predicted model, not a curated record
CCAGCCUUGUUGAAUUUAGUUAGCUUACGCAUUUUCCUUUCUCGCUUUAAGGCGAAUUACAUUUCUGAUUUAAUUGUAAAACUGUUUCAUUGAAAGAAUACUUCGCAAAAGCAUUAAAUAACAUUAACCUAUAUAGUAGACGGCAACUGUAAAACGUAUUUCCAGUAUGUUAAGAUUUAGCUUUAGGAGGGAGAAAGACAAGGAGUUUAAGCAUAUAGCUCAUGGUUUGAUCCCUGCUGCCUCCAUUGCUCCCAAACCAGCCGUACCUCGUACCCCUCCCCCUCGCAGCCCAAACCCCUCACCUGAGAGACCCAGGUCAGCCUUAGCAGCAGCCAUUUUAUCAUCCUCACUCACUGGACAGACAUGGGCCAUCCCUCCUGCCCGGCCGAUGUCUUUAUCCGAGAGUGGUCAAUCAGAAUCCUUCACAUCUGAGCCAAACAUCAGCACGGCACUUUACACAAGAGACAGAUGGUCAGAAGAUUUGGUUAGCCGGCCACGUCUGUCCUCUCCUGACCAGUCAGAGGGGGAGUUGGAAGACAAGGAACAGGAAGUGGUGGAUGAAGAGGACGGGGAGGAACAUGUCUACCACACUCUGGACCGAAGGCAGAAUUCUUCACUCACCGAAUCUGUCUAUGCUCUGCCACUAAAAGCUAAGUCUGUCUUCAAGUCCACUACACCCCUGCCAACUCAGACUUCUGGCAGAAGAGAGUCUUCACCAGAUUUCACUGAGGAGACCAGUGGCCAAUCCCCAGAACCCAAAGAGAAGAAAAUGUCUGUGAGGAAGACUCUUGAAAAUUGGAAAGAUGAUGUUCCAACAACACCGACCAUUUUAACUGCUGGUCACCCCAGGAAAGCAAGCCAAGCCAAAAGCCCCAAAGAUCUCCGUGAGCUUCCUCCAGAACCCAGCAAUACAUACGGUGAACUGCGGAAGAAGGUAGUGAGGGACCGUCGGGAAAAGAACACAAGGAUGGUAGACAAAGAAAAGCUACUAGAGGAGAGACUGCAGCGCCUGGAAUGGGAGAUUAGUGACAGCAAAGCCUUCUCAAACCAGAGGUCCUCUGCAGGCAGCCAAGCAGAGCUGCAGAAUUUGAGGCAACAUGCUCAGGAGCUGGUUGAUGAAAACGAUGCCCUCAAACUGACAGUUCACCGUCUGAAUGUGGAGCUGAGCCACUACCAGGCGCGGUUCAGACCACUGUCCAAAGAAGAGCACUCCAAAGUCAGUGGCUUACCAAACACGGGGUCUCCUCCUCCAUGGCUGGUUGACAUGAAGUAUUUAUCUCCUCUGCUGCUGGCUUAUGAAGACAGGAUGAAUGAGAAAGAUGCCAUUCUGCAAACCACUGAGGAAAACAUGAAAAAGUUGCAUGUUCAAUUAGAGGAAGUCAUUAAAGAAAAUGAGAAACUCCAUGAUGAAAUUACCAAGACUGGAGCGGUCAAUCAGAAAGACUGUUAUCAAAUUCAACAACAGGCCGUUCUGGUUUUGCAGGAGAACCAGGUUCUCAUCAAUCAACUCGAGGCUCAGCAUGCUGAGGCCAAGGCCACUCACAGCAGACAUAACACUGAAGUGGCAAAAGUGUCUAAGAAACUGAUGUUAUUAGAAGCGGAAAACCAGCGUUUGGAAGGGGACCUGGAAGAAAGCAAGAGGGAGGUGCAGAAAAAUAAGAAGGAGCUUCAAGUUCUGCAGGCCCGCCUAAAGGAUGCAGUCACCUGGGACGAACACUGCAGCAUUGCUGGAAAACUGAGAAGACAACUGGAGCAGCAUGAGAGCAGAAGUAAGGGUGAAAUUGACAAACUGCUUCUGAGAGUGUCUAACCUCCAGGAGGAGAACAGGAUUCUAGCUCUGGACAAAGCCCAGCUAACUGCAAAAACAAGGGCAAUGGAGGCUGAGCUGGAGCUCUCCAGGCAAGCCAACAGGAAGGCUGAAAGAAGAAUGAGUAUGUUGAAGCAACAAAAGGAAGAGUGUGUGUUGAAGGAGGAAAAGACACGGCACUACCUGGGAGCUGUCAUUUCUGUGGCAGAACACAUUUCCCAGGAGAGAGACCGACUAUUACACAUGCUCAGUAACCCGCCAUCUUCCCUGUCUGCCUCCCUAGGCAUCAUCUCUUCAGCAGGAAAAGCAGAGAUUCAUCAGCAGGAUUCUCAGUGGCACAGUUCGAUUUGGAAAACUACAAGAAGAAGUCAAAGUGUACCGGAGCCAGGCGUCAACCAGACUGGCAGCGUUGGAGGAGGCGGUGGAGGGGAGGACAGUGUCUUACCAGAGGGAGAUCCUUCACCUGCAGACGCUGCUGAGAGAAAGACAGGAGGCAGAGGAGAAACUGCUGCAGUCCAAACGGGAGAUAGAGGAAGAGCUGGAGGUGGUGUGGGAGGCAGCAACAAGGGAGAACCAACAGAUGAGGGAGACUCUUUUGGAUUCCAAACUCACUGGGGACCUCCACAGUUGGCCUGCUCAUGCUCCAGAUGAGAUCACUACAUCCUCCCAGCAGCAGCAGCACAAGCAUGGGCUGGAUUUCUAUUGCUGAAAUCCUAGAGCAAUAACCUGCAGGUGUGCCUGUCUGCUCAAAAUAGACUAUUCAGAUAACUGUCAACUUGUUAUAGUCAUCAUGUCAGCCUGCAGACAUCCAGCAACUUGCCUUUGUGUCAGUUUGUUGUUCUAUCUGAGUGAUACCUGAAAUCUGUCUGGUGGAUGGAAAUAUUUGCAAUACAUGGACAGAAACAGUAUUCACUUAACAUAGCCAAAUUGGUGAGGAAGACUUGGCUUGGGCAAUAGUGAUGGAAAGAAAAGCGUCUUGGAUAACUUUCAUUUCUAGAAGUGAAUGACUUUUGUAUAUUUUUGCAUAUAUUUGUAUUUUUUAAAUUAUUAUUCUCAGGGUUUUAUAAAACAUGCAAAGUAUAGUUCCAUACAGGAUAGUGGAGAGUUGCAAGUGGCCCUCUGUGGUUAUGACUUUUUUGUUGCUAAGUGAAGGUUGCCAUCUGCUGGACAAAUGUAGUAACAGCAUUUUUUACUGUCAUGUAUUUGCGGGUCUAUAUUUUAUACAAUGAAUGAGACAUGCUUUCCGGACACUGUUUUAAUCCCACAAAAUUAAAACGACUAAAGGGCACAAAAUAUAUUAAUAAAAGAGUAAACUUGUUUUUUUUUUCAUGUAGAAACGUGCAUAUAUACCUGUUAUUUACAGACUUUUUAAAGACCUUGUUCUGGACUUGCAGUUGUAUUUUCAUUACACGAACAGCAAUGUACUGACCCUUCAGAUACCAUGUUAAUAAUA